Molecule: messenger RNA, 893 nt
Organism: Sapajus apella (tufted capuchin)
Lineage: Eukaryota; Metazoa; Chordata; Mammalia; Primates; Cebidae
Gene: EMC9
Product: ER membrane protein complex subunit 9
Exons: 6
Coding region: 251-847 (198 amino acids)
Cellular component (GO): EMC complex
Source: RefSeq, a predicted model, not a curated record
CUGAGUCGCGACCGCCCGCUAAGGGCGCGGGAGGCGGGGCUCGGUGCAGAGGGAUGCAAUCGGGACCGCCUCCUGGGCCGGGCCGGGGGCGGGCUCCUGUACCCAGGGAGCAGGCCUGCGAGCUACCGCGACCCUAGUCAGCGUUGUACCCGAACCGAAGUGAGAGGGCACGGGGAAGAGUCAAAGAGGGUGCCGAAGCGCUGCCACCUGGCCCUGUCCGUCAUGUUGGAGGUCGCCCUCAACCAGGUGGAUGUGUGGGGCGCACAGGCCGGUCUGGUGGUGGCUGGGUACUACCAUGCCAAUGCAGCAGUGGACGACCAGAGCACUCAAGCAUCAAGCAGUCGUGCAUCAAGCAUCCAGCAGGCCUGAUCCCCGCAGGCCGGCUACAGGGAAAGGCCACAGCUGCGCCCACAUCUAUGAGACCUGGGAGGCCCAGCUCAAAUGGAUGGGUUUUGCCCACAGUUGGCUCCUCACUCUGAUCUUCCCUCUACACAGCCCUGGGCCCCUGGCCUUGAAAAUUGCUGGGCGAAUUGCAGAAUUCUUCCCUGAUGCAGUACUUAUUAUGUUGGAUAAUCAGAAACUGGUGCCUCAGCCUCGUGUCCCCCCAGUCAUCGUCCUGGAGAACCAAGGUCUCCACUGGGUCCCUAAGGACAAGAACUUAGUGAUGUGGAGGGACUGGGAAGAGUCAAGGCAGAUGGUGGGAGCUCUACUGGAGGAUCGGGCCCACCGGCACCUUGUGGACUUCGACUGCCACCUUGAGGACAUCCGGCAGGACUGGACCAACCAGCAACUCAACACUCAGAUCACCCAGUGGGUUGGUCCCACGAAUGGAAAUGGAAAUGCCUGAGCCAGGGCGGUCCAGAUCCAAUAAAGAGACUUGGGCUAAUGGGCAA